AUGUCUACAGGCAGUGCCACCCUCGAGUGCCUCCCCAACGGCGAGAUCCCUUUGAAGAGUGCCUUCGGCGACCUGAUCCCCCACGGCAUCCCCCUUAUCAUCGUACCGGGCAACGACACCGAGGCUCGCUAUAUGACCGAGUGCUGCGAGCCAAACGAGGUCAAUCUCGUCAUCGACUGCUACAUGUGGUGCAAGAUCCCCGACCGCUACAUCAAGGACGGCGAAAGCCCCGCGUUCAACACCGAUAUGCAGCAGUGCAUCCUUGACAAUGGUUACCCUGUAAACGAUACCUCGAACCUGCAGACUCGGUCUGCAAAAGACGAAGAGUGA
Molecule: messenger RNA, 330 nt
Organism: Chaetomium fimeti
Lineage: Eukaryota; Fungi; Ascomycota; Sordariomycetes; Sordariales; Chaetomiaceae
Exons: 2
Coding region: 1-330 (109 amino acids)
Source: RefSeq, a predicted model, not a curated record